Molecule: messenger RNA, 606 nt
Organism: Dibothriocephalus latus
Lineage: Eukaryota; Metazoa; Platyhelminthes; Cestoda; Diphyllobothriidea; Diphyllobothriidae
Source: the annotation of a GenBank genome assembly
AUGUUUCCGAAUUUCAGUUUCUGUCCUAAUAAAAUUGUCGUCUUUUUAGGUUUUGCAGAAGUCGAUGAUGAAGGUGAAGAUCCUUUUGAUGCCAUCCGGGCUGAGUACGAAAGUCGGUACAGCCGCCCCACCGUCAACACACAUCAUCGGCUGUCAGCCACUUCCUCGGCAGCCAACGUUGAGCGAGAGCGUCGGCAGUUCUUCCAGCGUCAUGCUGAGGGUCUGAGGAAGCGUGGUUUUCUCUUCACACCAACACCUCCACGCAAAUCACAACUGUCGGACUUCCUGUCGCAAUGGCAGGCCUUCCUCGCGGAUCAAGAACCCCUGACACUGUGCAACCUGAGUCAUAUUCCCUGGCUGCCAGUUCCGGAGGGAGAUGUACCGGAUCUGCUCAGAUUUGUCGGACACAACUUUGCCUCCCUUAGACAACUCCAAGUGGACUGGCAUCCAGAUAGGUUUUUCUCACGCCUCGCCCUCCGGCUGACCAGUGAGGAGGUUCGACAGGCACUGACUGAUAGAGUAAAUGCGACCUCCCAGCUGCUCAAUGAGGGCAUCGCCGAACUCCGGCGUCUCAGGGUUGACACGAAAACUGCACCGAGUUCAUAA